CCGCUGUCAAGGCUUGAAAAGAAACUGCGCCUGCGCGCCGCUCCACGACUUGGGGAGGGGGGACUAGUGCUUGGAGGCAUCGCACCUGCGCAGAGAGGACUCACGGACUGCUGUCUACUUUGUUUCUGCGUUCCGCGCUCAAAUCAAGGGGGUAUAUCUUCAUGAAUAACUUAAAUGACCCUCCAAACUGGAAUAUCCGGCCUAAUUCCAGGGAUGAUGGGGGUGAUGGAAGCAAAUGGAACUAUGCCCUGUUGGUUCCCAUGCUGGGACUGGCUGCUUUUCGUUGGAUUUGGUCUAGAGAAUCCCAGAAGGAAAUAGAAAAAGAGAGAGAAGCAUACCGUCAGAGAACAGCUGCUUUCCAGCGGGAUCUUGAAGCCAAGUACCAUGCCAUGAUCUCGGAAAACCGACGUGCCGUUGCUCAGUUGUCUUUGGAACUUGAAAAGGAGCAAAACAGAACGACUAGCUAUCGAGAAGCCCUUAUCGCUCAGGGACGCAAGUUGGUGGAAGAAAAGAAGCUUCUGGAACAGGAACGGGCUCGGGUCAUGCAAGAAAAGAGACAGUUGCAGCCCUUGAGAAAUGCGUAUCUGAGCUGCCUGGAAAAGGAAGAAGACUGGCAGAGGAGGGCCCGGCUUCUGCUGAAAGAGUUUGAAAGCGCUCUUUCAGAAAGGCAGAGUAUCUACUGCAGCCUGGUCCUCCCUCGCCGCAAGCGCCUGGAAAUAGAGAAGAACUUACUGGUCCGAGCAUACACCGACCCCAUUGCUGCAGACCUAGAAAUGGCAGCAGGCUUGACCGACAUAUUUAACCAUGAUACCUAUUGUGGUGAUGUCUGGAACACCAACAAACGCCAAAAUGGGAGACUCAUGUGGCUGUAUCUCAAAUAUUGGGAACUACUUGUUGAAAUGAAAAAGUUUAAGAAAGCAGAGAAAGCCAUACUAGAAGAGUAAGAGGAGAGGAUGAAAUAAGACUUCUUGUAAUGACUCAAGGUCAGACCGUCUUUGUGGCAUUCUGGGUUAUCCAGUGGUUGCUUUUUCCCUUCUUCCUGUUACCUGAGUCACCUGUGUUGUGGCCACUUGCACAGUGUCCUUCCAGCCUGCCACCCUCUGAGUGGGACAGCAGCCGUCAGCAGACACAGGGUUUGCUCCCUGAUCCUCUACAGUUACUAAGGAAGCUGUUUCUCAGAAGCGGUUUUUAAGCUGUUGCCAUUUUAUUAAGCAAAGAGUAUAUAUAACCUCAUAUCUUAGCUCUAGCGUAAAACUGUUUUUUAAGAAAGCGAAAUACAGUAGUGAGCCGCGCUAUAAGAAAUUUCCUGUCUGGUUUUAUCACUACCUAAAUAACUUCUGCCUUUUCCACAAAUUAUUUUUCUUUCUUCUAAAAUUACAUUUAGAAGUCAUCAGGUAAUGGAUAGAACUUCCUACUGCCAAGUAAUGGACAGAACUGCCUAACAAAUGGCAAUUGGGAAACAGUAACAUUAUUGAGGAUUUAUAUUUUAAACAUUUCUCCCACCAAAGGGAAAAAAGGGUUUCUUGUAUCCACUUGAUUCCCUAGUAAGUGUUUGGAAUUUGGCUUGUCUGUAUUCAGUAAACAGAUAUUGUUGAUUACUGAUGACAUACAGUAAAAAAAAACCUGCAGUUUCAAAGAUACCUACCACUUACAUGUAUAAUUUUUACUCCUUACAAAAUGUUUUUACAUAGAUUAUCUCGAUUUUUGCCACAAAUCAAUAGGUAGGAAGGCUCUCGUGGCCCUGUUUUUCACAAAGCUAAUAUAAUAUGAAUCAGCCUUUACUAUUCUUUAUGCAUGUCACUCAAGUAAUCCCAAUCCCACCCCUGUGCAGUAAGUUAACGUUACCAUCCUCUGGGUCCAGGGUCCCCGAGACUACCCCUAGGUUGGAUGACUCAGCACAGAGCUGUGCUCAUCGUGAAGAUUUAGUACCUGGAAAGGACACAAAAGGAAAGGCUUGUGGGGUGGAGUGAGGAGAUCAGGUGCAGCUCCUGAGGCCCCUCCCAGGGGACUUGAUUCCCAGCAACGAGCUUCGACAACCUACAAGGGACACUCCACAGAGAUAGCACCCAGCGUUUCUGCUGAGGGCUGGUCACGCAUGUACCCUCUGCCUGGCAUGGCACAUGCCCAGCAAAUUCCAGAAUCCCAGAAGGAAAGCAGGUGCUCAGUCCGAACUCUCUGCACAUGGUGUAGGAACAGUCAGCCACUCUUACUGGUUAAUGGUGGUGGGAACCCUCCCGAAACUCAGGACCCCAGAUGCUAGCCAACUGCAGACUCCCUAAGCAGACCUUUAAGAGGACACCAUGUCAGGCCUGCUGUGUGAACUCUUUUCUGUCCAUCAUUUUACAGGUGAAGGGAGCUGGCAGCAAGGUCAGCAAAAGUUACCUGCUCAAGGUCACCCUGCGGUCACCUUGGAGCCAGCAUGGACCCAGUCAGUUUGGCUCCAGAGCUGCUGCUAACUUAGGCACAAAUGUACCAUAGUAAGUGGCCUUGCAGUGACAGGGUUGAGAUCCAUCUAGUUUCAGAUCCUGUCUCCCUGCCCACCUGCUUGCCUGUCUGUGUGGCAGUAAGACAUACUACUGAAAACAUUAGGCUCAUAGAAAACUUCAGUUAACAGUAGAGUAUAAUCAUUAGAGCUGCACUUUGUGGAGUCCGUACUGCCCACUGAAUCUUAUGUAACUUAUGCUUAUGUGCUGUUUGAAUCCUCAGAACCAUUUCAGAGAUGAGAAAGCGGCCUCAGUAAGUUCCCUACAAUGGAGGCAGGCCCUGUGCCCGGCUCUGCCUGGAGCCCCGGGGCUCUGCUCACGGGCCCAGAGCUCUCCCCGAAGGCUCAGAGAGUCUUUCCGCCCUAUGGCCACCGCCAAUCCGAGCACGUGAUUUCUGCCGUUAGAUCUGGUGCAUGUUCUGGUUCCUGUUUCUCCAGAUUUGUCACAUGUCCUUGGAUAAAUUACUUAAUGCUUUUUCUCUUGGUUUUUGUCAUUAAAAUGAGGAACAUACACCCAGCCGUUUAGUAGGUGAAUGAUUUUCAAGGAGAAUCGUUAGUCUUCAUCGUAUUUUUUAGUGUCCAACAUGCUCUGAGCCUCGCCUCCUUCAACAGCUAGAACAGGUGAAUAUGUUCAGAUAAAAUCACUUUAGAUUGUAAAAGUAGUACGACAAGCUUUCUACAGAAAAAAUGAAUUAGGCCACAUUGUAUUUGCCUGGCACAGUUGCCUUCUAUUGGCAGACUUCAGUGUCAGUUUGAUGCCAUCUGUCUUUUUUGGUAAAGAUGUUAUUUAUUUACUUUCUUAGGGGAAGGAAGGGAGAAAGGAAGAGAAACACCGGUGUGUGAGAGAUACAUGGUGGCCUCACACACCACCAACUGGGGACCAGGCCUGUGUCCUGACUGGGAAUCGAACCAGUAACAUUUUGGUUUGCAGCUGGUGCUCAGUCCACUGAGCCACGCCUGCCAGGGUGACAUCUGUCUUUUUAAAAUUGAUGUUGUUAGGUUUGAAAUGUUUAUACAAUGUGGUUCACAGCGUCACAGAUGUACCAAAAGAUUUCUGGAUAAAGUGAGAUUAUGGUGGAACAUUGUUGAACUGAAAUGGUUUUACAAGGAGAAAAAGAAUAGCUACUCAAGAGCUGUGUGAGUACAUAAUUGAAAUGAACUCUCAGGCACAGGAGUUGUUAAAGUAGGAUAAAUCAGCGCCCUCUCUUGGCCAGAACGGUGAACAGGAAGUGGUGCUGAACUCCAGGAGGAAAAACAAUGCUUAAUCCUCUAUAAAGGACGUAGGGGCAGCAAGGAUGGGAUCCCUAUGUUCCAGGUGGUGGUCCCCACAGUCCAGAGAAAUUGUCCCCCAGUGUCCAUCACAGUGGUCCCAUCAUAUCUCCAUUUGAUUCACCUGUCUGUCCCCUAUCCCGAAUACCUUUUCUUUUGAAAUUUAUUUUUCAAUUACAGUGACAUAAAAUAUUAGUUUCAGGGGUACAGUACAGUGAUUAGACAUUUAUGAGUGCAUUUUCUCACAUCUACAGUUUGCUUCUGUGUGGGAGCCACAUCUCCUGCUCCUGGACCGCUGCAGAAACAUCAGGCAUCGUGAAAGCCACACGUCACAGGCUGGGCAGGUGCAGUGAAAGCCUGUUGUGGCUGGGUGCGCACACUCAGGGCCGGGCUGAGCGAGUGCACAGGAGCAUGACGUUAAGUGUGCGCACCGGGCAUGUGCGGAGGCACGGUCCCGUUCAGGCUGCUCCAUGGGCUUCGAGGUGGCUCCACUGAGCCCCCGGCCUCUUGGGUUGCGUAAGAAUGGAUUGUUCCCUGGGGACUCCAGGGCACAGGGGACAUUUGCCACCAGCAGACAUCUGUGUGCCUGCUCCUGCCCCAAAUCACAGAUCCCAGGCCACCAUGCCACCCCUGGGCCCUUCUGUACCAAGGCUGCCAGGCUCAGCCAAACACAUGGGGUCCCACCUGGCUGGCACCCAGAGGCCAAGUCUGUCAUCAAGAGAAUUGUACAGACACAAAGAGUGGAAGCUACUCUGCUCUUCGCAGUUAGAAUAAAAUUAUUUUAAAAGGUUGCCAUGCCUACUCUCUUUCCAAGAGCUUCUUACAAUGGCAAACUACAUGUGCCAGAAAUAGGAUUCCAGAGACAACUCGCAAAAUAGAUCCAGGUGUGCAGCAGGUCAGCAGAGAGCAGAUCUGAUUAGCAUGGAUGCUCCAAGUACCCACUUCCCUAUCCCCUGUCCACUCAGUGGAAGGAAGGUUACUGCCCCCCUCAGCCAGCAGGCCCCCAAGAAAGCACUCACUCACUCUGGAGACCCAACCCCAGGGGCCCCACUCCUUUGUGGGAGGAAGGCAUGGGACAUACCUAGGGCAGGAGUACCUGGGUGGGGACACACCUAGGGAGGGGGCGGCGUGGAGUUGGACCACAGGGCAAACGCUCAUGGAGCCUCUGGUGUAAGGAGGGUUUGGCCAGAUAAAGUACUAGCUUCUGUCUUAAGAAAAUGUUUUAUUUUCUUAGGUUCCUUUAAAAAUUCUGAAUUGCACUGAAAUUAAAAUCACAUCUGAAUAAGA
Messenger RNA from Artibeus jamaicensis (Jamaican fruit-eating bat), 5038 nucleotides. RefSeq names its product coiled-coil domain containing 127 (gene CCDC127). The transcript is spliced from 3 exons. The coding region runs from base 162 to 944 and encodes 260 amino acids. The record is from RefSeq and is a predicted model, not a curated record. NCBI's taxonomy places the organism in Eukaryota, Metazoa, Chordata, Mammalia, Chiroptera, Phyllostomidae.